UCCAGCUGCAGCAGCAUCAGCACCAGCAGCACCUGCAGCUCCGGGAUGAUGAGAUCCGCCCUGCUAGUCCUGGCUCUGACAGCAGUCAGCAAUGGCAUCCUCCCCGAGAUCGCGGACUCGGGCAUCAGCCACAUCCUGCAGGUCCCGACCGAGGCGGAGCAGCUGCAGGAUCCGCAGCAGCAGCCCGAGGAUGCGCUUCCCCAAACAAACGAGAGUGUCAACAAUCCUCACAAAAACCUGACUCAGAGUCACCAAAACGAAACGGCUCCUGACAGGGUGAUUCAUGGGGAUCCAGUCCACUCCAUAGCAGAGCAGGAGACAAGGAACAGUGAACUGGGGAACAGCAUUGAUCAUGGAUGCAUCAGUGAUGACGAGUGUGGCAAGGGACGGUACUGUCUUCAGGCCACACACAACCCCAGGUGUAAGCCCUGUAAAGAAACUGAUUUGUCCUGUACUAAGGACGUGCAGUGCUGUGGCGAGCAGCUGUGUGUGUGGGGUCAGUGCAGCCAAAAUGCAACCAAGGGAGAGGCUGGCAGCACGUGUCGGUACCAGACUGACUGCAGCUCAGACCUCUGCUGUGCCUUUCAUAAAGCCUUGCUCUUCCCUGUUUGUAUGGCUAAACCCAUUGAGCGCGAGAGCUGCUUCAGCGCCUCCAACCACCUGAUGGAGCUGUUGUCGUUGGAUACACAGGACGAGGGACCCAGGAAAUAUUGUCCCUGUGCAGGUGAUCUCCACUGUCAGCAUCUGGGGAGAGGGUCCAUGUGCCUGCAAGGAGAGGACUCCAGUGAAGAGGACCUGACAGACUCGCUGUACUCAGAGAUCGACUACAUACUUUAAUAAACAGCUUGGCAUAACUCACAAUAACUUAACAGCAUGACAGGGAUCUCAAGUGGUUUGUGGGCUUUUACACACAAUCACUUAGCUUUCUAUUUCCAAGCUUAAUCCAAAGUUGUAAAGCAUUAAGAGCAUGGAUGAAAAUAUGCAAUUUCACUGCAUUUUUAUGUAUUUAUUUUAUGUACGGUAGGUUUAAAAUGCAUCUGAAUAUAUAAACCAAUAUGACUCUGGACACAGAAUAUCUGUAAAUGACUCACCUUGCAAUGUACUUAUCAGUCUGCAGGUUAUUGACCCGGUUUGCAGCAUUGUUGCAUUUGCUGUGAAGUGAAUUCGACCAAGCACCAAAACAGUCAGCAUGUUGUUGCACCCACGCUCUUCUGUAGAUGUGUUACUAUGGGUUUGUGUGGUUUCUUGGUUUCUGUUGUUCCUAAUUCUGGUAGUUUUUAGAUUAUUGCAUCCAAAAAUGCAAACAUGUCAACAUCUUGGGGAGAAAGCGUUUUGGCUGACAAAGUAUUUGGCAAGCUGUCAAAUACAGCCAUUUGUUUCCCUCCAGUAUCUUUUAGCUGUGAUUUGUGUGUGUGUGAAAACCCACUGCAUGUUACUAAAUAUAUGGCUGCUAAAAAAAAACAUAUGCAGUUGAGUUUUCCCUCUGUAUUUCUAGUGUGUAAUUUGUUUUACCAUUUAGAUUUUUUUGGUAGCCGGUGUGUGACAUGUCAUAAAAAGUCCGACCGACACCCCAAAAUCACAGUAAACGGCCUAUUUUGAACAACCUUUUGCGCAAACAUCUGAAUCAAUCAGAAAACCUGUCUCCUUUGAAAUAACUUCAGUCCUAAAAUCUGCUCAGUAACAUCAGGAAGAGAAGGGCAGAUUAUUUGAUUUAAUGAAAUACAAGCUGAAUCCCCUUACCACUACUGUUUAGAUUUGACCAACUGUGUAUCUUCUUCUUUCCCUUUCAGCAAGUCAUCUGUCUCCAUCUAUCCCUUUCCCCUGCAUCCUUUUCUCUUACACCAACCAACCUCAUGUCCUCCUUCACCCAUAUGUCCCCUCUAUGGUUUUCCUCUAGGCCUCAUGCCUGGCAGUUCCCACCUUAGCAUCAUUUUCCCUAUAAAUUCCCUAACCCUCCUCUGUAUAUGUCCAAACCAUUUCACUCUGGCCUUUAUCUCCAGAACAUCAUCCCCCCGAUCAUAUCCAUACUUGUAAUUCCCAAAGAGAAACUCAACAUUUUCAUUUCUGCUACCUCUAGCUCUGCCUCCUGUCCCGUCUUCAGUGGCACCGUCUCUGAACCAAACAUUGCUGGUUUCACCAGUCUUGUACACCUUUCCCUCCAUUCUUGCUGAUACUCUGUCAAACAUCACUCCUGACACUUUUUCUCCACCCGUUCCAACCUGCGUGCAUUCAUUUCUUGACCUCUUUUCCAUUGCUCUGGACUGUUGACCACAAGUGCGUAAAAUCCUCCACCUUCUUUACAUUUUCUCCCUGUGACCUCACUGUUCCACUUGCGUUCUUCUCAUUCACACACAUGUAAUCAGUCUUGCUGCGGUUAGCCUCCAUACCUCCACCUCUCCAGAUUUUUCUACAGCUGCUCCCUGCUCUCACUACAGAUCCCAAUGCCAUCUGUAAAUAUCAGUCCAUGGAGAUUCCUGUCCGACUUCAUCUGUCAGUCUUUCCAUCACCAUAGAAAAACAAGGGGCUCAUGGCCAAUCCUUGGCACAGUCCCAUCUCCAUGUCGAACUCCUCUGUCACACCUACGGAUUAACUCACCGCCAUCUUGCAGCUCCCUUACAUGUCCCGCACCGCCAACAUACUUCUCUACCACUUCAGACUUCCUCAUACAUUACCAUAGCUCCUCUCUCAGUAUCUGUCAUAUGUUUUUUCUAGAUCUACAAAGACAAAAUAAAGCUCCCUCUGGCUGUCUCUGUAGUUCUCCAUCAACGUUCUGUACUACAGGUGCAGUAGUACUCUUUCUUGGUAUGAAACCAUACUGCUGCUCCCUAAAGCUCACUUCUGUCCUUAGCCUAGAGUGUAUAUGGAUAUACAAUUAAAUAAAAACGUUGUGUUUGAGAGCUGCUUGAAGUGACUGCCAAUUAAAAAUUCUAACACAACCGUGUCAAUUUAUUUGUAGCACCUUCGGUCCUGUUAACAUUCAAAACAGUGAUACAGAUUUGCUGGAUACGUUGACAUCAUAGACCCAC
Cololabis saira (Pacific saury) is the source of this 3026-nucleotide messenger RNA. RefSeq names its product dickkopf WNT signaling pathway inhibitor 3a (gene dkk3a). NCBI's taxonomy places the organism in Eukaryota, Metazoa, Chordata, Actinopteri, Beloniformes, Belonidae. The record is from RefSeq and is a predicted model, not a curated record. Gene Ontology annotation, biological process: negative regulation of canonical Wnt signaling pathway; multicellular organism development. The coding region runs from base 46 to 837 and encodes 263 amino acids. Gene Ontology annotation, cellular component: extracellular region. The transcript has 7 exons. Gene Ontology annotation, molecular function: receptor antagonist activity; co-receptor binding.